Pogona vitticeps (central bearded dragon) is the source of this 3851-nucleotide messenger RNA. The record is from RefSeq and is a predicted model, not a curated record. Lineage: Eukaryota; Metazoa; Chordata; Lepidosauria; Squamata; Agamidae.
UCGACACCCGCCCCCUUUGGCUGGGGUCUCGCAGUCUCUGCCUCCGAGCGCUCAUUCGGUCAGCGGCUGCCGCAGCGAAAAGAGCGGAGUGUGCGGGAUGGCGGCGGGCGAGGGCGGGGCCGAGUCGCUGCCCCCGCCCUCCCCCUCCUUACCAGGCCCCCUUCCGGGCCCCGAACGCGCCUUGGAGGAAGCGGCGGCCUCGGGCAGCCUGAGCCUAGCGGGGCGGCGCCUGAGGCAUUUCCCGGGAGGAGCCGCCCGGCGCUGGGACCUCAGCGACACCACGCAAGCAGACCUGUCACGGAACCGUUUUGCCGAGGUGCCUGAAGACGCCUGCCACCUGAUGUCCUUGGAAGGGCUGAGCCUCUACCACAACUGCCUGCGCAGCAUCCCUGCCGCCAUCGCCAACCUCCAAGCCCUCACCUACCUGAACGUCAGCCGGAACCAGCUCUCUGUCCUGCCCUCCUGCCUUUGCCGCCUGCCCCUCAAAGUCCUCAUUGCCAGCAACAACAAGCUGGCGGCCCUGCCCGAGGACAUCGGUUCCCUCAGCAGCCUGCGCCAACUGGAUGUGAGCAGCAACGAGCUGCAGUCUCUCCCUGCCAGCAUGGGGGGCCUGGAGUCUCUGCGGGACCUCAACGUCCGGAGGAACCAGAUCACCAGCCUGCCCGAAGAGCUGGCUGAGUUGCCGCUGGUGCGGCUGGACUUCUCCUGCAACCGUGUCGCGUGCAUCCCCGUCUGCUACCGCCACCUGCGGCACCUCCAGUGCAUUCUUCUGGAGAACAACCCCUUACAGUCCCCUCCUGCACAGAUCUGCUUGAAAGGCAAGAUCCACAUCUUCAAAUACCUCCACAUGGAGGCCUGCAGCAAGGCCAGGACGGACCUGGCGGAGUUUGCCCGAGGGGGCCGGCCCACUGUCUUCGGAACAUGCCUGCCCGACGACUUCUAUCCCCUCCGGCAGUACGGUGGCCUCGACUCCGGCUUCCACAGCGUGGACAGCGGGAGCAAGCGGUGGUCAGGGAAUGAGUCCACUGACGAGUUUUCCGACCUCUCUUUCCGCAUCGCUGAGCUGGCCCGGGACCCCAAGCAGCUGAAGGAGAAGCGAAGCGGGGGGGCCGCUGCAGCCGAGGCCGGUGAUGGAGAGCAAGUGGACUUCAUUGACAGCAGCAUCAAUGGGGAGGAAGAGGAAGAGGCGUCAGGGCCCCCCCUGGGCAACUCCCACGGGGUGGCCUUUGCUGAGGAGCACCAGAAGGUGGCCGGGAAGACUUCCCUCCUGAAAGCAGGACUGGCAGAGUCUGGUCUGACCGGCAGGGGCAGCAGUGGGACCAGCAUGCCCCGGCCGGAGCCGUCUGGCGAGGAGCGCCGUCGCCCAGAGCUCCUGCAACUCUGGCAGGAGAGGGAGCGCCAGCAGCACCACCACCAGCAGCAGCAGCAGCACCGGCCCCUGUGGAACCAGGGGUUCGAGAGGCGGGACAGUGGCCUGGCAGAGAGCAGCAGCAGCAGCAGCAGCAGCCUCUCGCAGCUGAAGCACCGGAGCCAGGGAGUUGACCAGCUGGCCACUGGUUCUCCGAGGCAGAGCCUGCUUUUUGCCGGUAGCUCCUCUUCAGACGGCGGUCACCCCCAAAGCUCCGGCGCAGCCUCCGCUUCCCCCCGCGAGCCUGGCUCCCUUCACAGGCCGUCCAGCUUCCUUUUCCGCUCCGCGUCGCGGCACAGCACCCAGCGGGGCUCUGGUUCCCUCUCCCCGGAUCUCUCCUCUUCUGAGGCUAGCAGUCCCCUGAGGUCACGCACUGGAUUCCAGGCAGUGGAUGAGCGGGAAGUCACCCUCCAGCUGCGAAAGGCCAUCGAGUCCCAGUUGAACAUCAGCCUGGCUGAGGACCUGGGGGAGGCGCUGGCCAACGGGGUCAUCCUCUGCCAGCUGGUAAACCACCUCCACCCACGGUCUGUGCCCUUCAUCCACGUGCCCUCUCCCGCUGUGCCAAAGCUGAACGCCAUCAAAAGCCGGAAGAACGUGGAGAGCUUCUUGGCUGCCUGUCGCCAGCUGGGGAUCCCGGAGGUCUUCCUCUGCUCUGCCUCCGACGUUGCCCUCCUCCUCCAAGGCAACAGCCGCGGCUUGCUUCCCCUCCUGGAGGCCUUGUUACUGCUGCUGCUCCCGCCUCCCCGGCCAGCGACGGUGGUGGUGGGGAGGCCUCCUGCCCCGGCCGCCCUGUCCGAGCACCUCGCCGGCUUUGGCCUCUUCUAUGUCUGUGUCAUGCUGCUGCUCUACCUGGCCUAUGCCAAGCUCUUGGGCUGUUGAGGGGGCAGGGGAUGUGGAGGCCGGGACACAGAAGGGGUAGGGCCUGGCCCCCCAAGGCGGGAGGGGAGACCUCGGGGAGGCCCUCAGCGGUCCGCCUGCCCCUCUUGGGGUGAUUCAGGCUCGGGAGGGAGGGAGGAGGGCAGUGUUCGCAGGAGGGGGCCCGCGCCCCUCCUUUGGGUCUCCUUGAGAGGCAACAGCUCCCCCUCCCCAGAAAUUUCAUGAUGUUUCUUUUUAAAAAACAGACCCCAACCCUUUCCCAGUCACACCCAUGCGCCCCUCCCCUCCCCAACUAACUCAGGACCACCCGAUGCUCGUGCUGGAGUCGUCCCGCCAGCCACCUGCUCCUUGUCCUGGGGAGGGCGGUGGCUGGGGGGGGGAGACGGAGUUCCCUGGUGCAGCAACGCUGCCCCAUGGCCCCUGUGCCUUGUCCCACCACGGAGGUGCCCAGACACUGGAAAGUGUUCCGUGGGAGGGAAGGGACCCCAAGGCCCCUUUCCCUCCCCUCCCCUUCUGUUGCACUUCAGCCACGUUGCACUAAAUGCAUCAGUGCCUGCAGCGGGAGGGCCAAGCGCCGCCGGUCCUGUCGCUAUGAGGAAGGAAUCCUGGGGAGAGCCGGGGGGGCAUGAAAACCCUCCCCCCACCUCUGUCUUGCCCAAGGGCCGUUGGGCUGCUCCAGGGACCCCAUCCUUGGCGGCGGUGGCUGGUGGUGGUGGUGCUGCGGCCACCGCUGCCAUUCCCCCCCUUCACGUUGACCAAAAAAAAAAAGGCUACAUAUUUUAACCAAAUCACACCCCUUCCCCAGAGGCACACCCAGAGUGGUUAGAGGUCUCUGCCUUUGUUGGCUGCUUGUACCCCUUCAGCGUGGGGCUUCCCUCGUCCCGACCCCCAGCAGCCAUCUCCCCCCCCCCCAAGCUGGGUUUUGGGUAGCUGCUGUCCAGGUCCUCGGGUCACCCCCGGGGGCAUCCCGGCCUUUGAGCCGAGGCACUUCUGGGUCUCAUCCCCCUUCCCGGAGAUGAGCCCUGCCCCUCGGUCCCGCAGCUGCCUGGGGAACGAUUCUGCCAAGGGUUUUUUACCAUGCCAAGUCCUCUGUCCUUCCUGCCGGUGCUGCCCCGGGGGGCGCCCUGCGGCCUUGGAGGCCAGCCCUGGAGACCCUCUGACCUUAAUUAAAACAUGCAAUUUUAGCAGGUCCUGAGAGGGAGGGAGGAGUGGCAAAGCGAAGAAGAUGGGAAGGCCAAGGAGAGGCCUCUUGGGCCAUUUGACGGUCUUUAGCUCUUGCCCCCAGGCCAGGGGCUGGCUCCUGCUCCCCCUGUUGUCUCUGGUACCCCCAUGGAGGCAGGCGGCUCCCUGGACGACAACGGCCAAGCAGAGCUGUCGGUUGGCGGAUUUUGACCGUCGUAGCUCGCCCCCACCCUCCCGAAGUGUCCAAGCGCCACUAAGCUGCAGUUGGACGGAAACGCCUUUAAGGCAGGUAUAAGAGACCCCAGGCUUCCUUCCCGGGGGGUGGGGUGGGGGCUUCCUACUGGACCCUGUUUCCAAAUCUCAGCCACUCGUCUCUCCCUUUGUU